UGAAUGGGCCAAACCAUACGGCAGCUUCUCUCUUUUUAAAUUUCUAUCUUUGGUAAAAGAUCAGGGAGUUGUCGAGAACACCACACAGCAACAUGGGCAGCCGCACUGGUUUGAUCGGGUGGUUUGGCAUUGUGGUAGCAGCUAUAAUAUUACUCAGGGGUGCAACUGCUGCAACAGUUUACGAGGUUGGCGACAGCGUCGGCUGGACUGUUCCCCCAAACACCUCCUACUACUCCACCUGGGCUUCCACCAAGACUUUCUUUCUCGGCGACAAACUUUCAUUCAACUGGACAACGGGGACGCACACUGUGGCGGAAGUCUCAAAGGAUGAAUACGACAACUGCACCAAGGUUUCAUCUUAUAUAGGCAGCCCUGUCAUAUUCACUCCUCCAUCAACCGGUUCUUACUACUUCAUCUGCACCGUUGAUGACCACUGCACACGUGGUCAAAAGUUGGCUUUCACCGUCGUUUCAACACCAACCGUUGGAUCACCGCCUGCUGAAUCACCCACGUCCUCCUCCGCUUCAUCUCUCAGCGUCGGUGCCUUAUUUGCAGUGCUGUCCACCUCAGUCAUCUAUCUAUUCCUUGGCUUUUAAGUCUACAUUUAUUAAUUAAUAAUAUGUAGUUGAUUAUUUAUUUCUGUCUAGCUCAUUGUUCUACUAGCUAGCUAGCAACGAAAAUAAUA
Molecule: messenger RNA, 685 nt
Organism: Corylus avellana
Lineage: Eukaryota; Viridiplantae; Streptophyta; Magnoliopsida; Fagales; Betulaceae
Source: RefSeq, a predicted model, not a curated record